AUGGGCCUGCAGCAAGGGGAUAUAUCAGUAAGGGAAUACGAAGCUAAGUUUAAUGAGUUGUCUCGCUUUGCUCCUUCCCUGAUUGUGUCUGAGCACAUAAAGUGCCUCAAGUUUGAAAGAUGGUUUAAAGGCGUAAUUCGGAAGUCAUUGGUGGCCUUAAGGCAUCAAGUCUACAGUGACUUGGUUGUAGCGACCAACUGUGUCGAACAAGAGCACAUUGCUUUCCUCCAGAGUAGGGAAACCUCAGGCAGAACUUCAGGAGGACCCCAGAGAAACAAUAGAAGAAGCUACGAUCAGGGGGAAGGUAGUGGGGGAGUACCUAGCAGUAGUAGCAGCUCUUUGGGAAGUGGGAAGAGUGGACCCUACAGUUCCAAGUGCCACCAUUGUAGGGAGUUAGGGCAUAUAAAGAGAAACUGUCCUCAUAGGUCAGGAAACCAGAGACCCUAUAACAAUGGUAAAGGAAAAGGGAAAACUCAGGGACAGAUCCAUACCAGGGUCGGAGGAAAUUUUGGAGCUCAUGCCGGAAACCCAGUUGUUGAGCAUAUGAUACUCAUCUCACACUCUUUCGCCCGAGUCUUAUUCGACACUGGUGCUACACACUCGUUUAUUUCCACUUCUUUUGUGAAAGUUUUGGGUUUGAAACCCGAGGACCUAGAGACUUCAAUGUUCAUGAACUCUCCACUGGGAUGUGUGGAAAUGACUAGCAUAUGUCAGUCGUGUGUAAUCACAAUUGGAAGUGAGAAAUUAAGGGCAGAAUUGAAUGUCCUUCCUAUGAACUUGUUUGAUGUAGUGCUUGGAAUGAAUUGGUUGUCAAGAUACGAGGCGAUUGUUGAUUGCCACCGUAUGAGAUUUACCUUGACUACCGGUACUAGCACGAUAGUAACAUAUCAAGGAGGUGUUAACCCGAUUACGGAGGAAUGGCUAUUGAAGCAUAGUGUCAGAGGACGGCGGAACUUAGCUUCUUUUCUUUUCACAUUAGACGGUGAAUCUGGCAUCGCUGGGAAGAAUGUUGAGGUCCUCGUGGUUGAUGAGUAUACGGAUGUAUUCCCUGAUGAGUUGCCUAGUUUACCACCCGACUGA
This is a messenger RNA of Morus notabilis, 1080 nucleotides long. RefSeq lists its product as uncharacterized. NCBI's taxonomy places the organism in Eukaryota, Viridiplantae, Streptophyta, Magnoliopsida, Rosales, Moraceae. The transcript is spliced from 2 exons. Gene Ontology annotation, molecular function: nucleic acid binding; aspartic-type endopeptidase activity; zinc ion binding. Gene Ontology annotation, biological process: proteolysis. The record is from RefSeq and is a predicted model, not a curated record. The coding region runs from base 1 to 1080 and encodes 359 amino acids.